GACGGUGGGAAACACAUUGACUGAGAAACGCGUUUGCUGAUUCAGAGAUUCGUUUUAUUACAUUCGCCUGCUUAUAAUAACUGGAGCAGCAGCCUGCUGGUUAGACCCCAAAACCCAACCCUCCCACCUCACCGGUUCCGUGCUGCUGCCGCUAGUGUUGCUGCGAGCGUCUGUUUCGGCAUGACGCUUCUGGGAAACAGGCACAUCAGCUUGCAGGCUACUGGCAGUCUGUGAAGUUUAUGGUUAAGCUUGACGUAAUUGCCCUUUAACUUGGGAGCUGCGUCUGCACACUGCGAGCUGGGUUUCCCUUCGGCUGCUUCGGCCUGGAGAAACGAAAGAAAACGUUUGCAGCACCGUUCUGACGCUCACCUCGCUGUGGAAACCCUGGAGGCUUUUGUGUGUAGAUAACAGGUAGACCUCACAAGAGAAUAGUUUCUCUUCACUUGACAUGAACUGUGGUUUGCCUCCAUUUGCAGCGUGGCGUGUAGUUUCAGUAUGCCUGCCUUCUUUCUUCAUAGAUGCUACGCAAAAUAUCAGCUGCAGGGACUUCUCGCUUAUCUCUUCAUCUAAAAUCAAGAGAUUUUUAGCCAAACCACCCAAGGGGCUUUGAAAAGACCUCAAAACAUGCUGCCAGCAUGUCUUUUCUUCUUUUUUCUUUUUAAUGCCAGGUAGUCUUGCAAGUGGAAGGUGUUGCACCCGCAACUUUAGCCGCAUUGCACUUGCUCAACAUCCAACGAAACAAACCCAAACUGGUGUGAAAGCCACAGCAGCAGCACUGGGUAUCAGUCAGGUAGAAGGAAGCCUGGCUCAUGUGCUCCUUCCGGUAAACCAGGGGUGUCAAACUCCAGUCCUCAAGGGCCGGUGUCCUGCAACCUUCAGAUGUGCCUCUGCUGCACCACACCUGAAUAGAAUAAUUAGGCCAUUAGCAAGGGUCUGGAGAACUUAUGUACACAAGGAGGAGGUAAUUAAGCCAUUUCAUUCCAGUGUUUUGUACUUGAGACACGUCUAAACACUGCAGGAUGCCGGCCCUUGAGGACUGGAGUUUGACACCUGUGCUGCAAGCUGUCUCAGAGGAACGGGCCGGCGUUGUGCUUCAUUUGUUUCAGCGAACGUCUCUACGAGUCUUUCUGAAGCAGACAACGCGCAAGCCAAUGCUUGGAGCGUGUUCCUUUUCAUGUGGCAGCCGCUUCUUCCCACAGAGAACAUGCGGUGUGCUUUUGAAACUGCUGCAUCACUGUUUACCAACACGCAGGGCCACCCAUCCACCCUGACACAGAUAAAGAAUGCAUCAGAAAGCACGCUUAAUUGUGCCGGGGUCCGAUUCGGUGAGAAGGGGGUCAGUUAUUUUUGUGUUUGACUGAAAAACGGCUCCCGACGAGCAAUGUUGCUCAAUCUUUCCUUUCGUGGAAUUUGUGAAAAGGUCUCUUUAUGCAGAAGAGGAGAGCGCGGUUAGUGAGGUAUGGGUCAGCUAGACCUCAAAUUUCCUUUGCAGGCAGGUGCAGCUAAUCUACAUGACUACACAGAGAAAAGUUUGCACAUAGAACCCAAGUCAACUGGUUAUGUUGAGAAAGAUUAGGGAGCAAAACCAAACAGAUCAGAUUGUGUAACUAAUCAGUGACUGCUUCUUAGUUGAGGAACUUUAGUUUAGUGUUGAAGUCUAAAGGGGAGGCGUAGGAGGCAGUGGGUGGUGAAUGCUCUGACAGCUUCUUGGGUUCGACGUGAAAAGGGUUUCUCAGACAUAAGUCCACACCUCCUUCAGUUCAGAGCAGUCAGACUCGCAGACAACUCGUCCUCCCAGUAGGGUCCUGCACCAUGAGCUGUGACCAGAGGUACCCGUUCCCUCAGGUGUUCCUGGUGGACGAGGGCGGAGGUCAGCGCUCGCCUGCGACGCCGCCGAACCUCAUCCCCUGCUGGUCGUUCCCUCAGGCCCGGGAGACCGUGAGGAGCCACAGCAAGAGCCGAGGCUGCAUGGGGGUCAGCUGCAGCGUGGCCAUGAUUGUGUUGAUGUUGUUCCUGCUGGUGUUCGCCGCCCUGGGCUUUGAAGCCUGGCAGAUCCUGAGACUCCAGGAAAAACUCAAAAAUGUGGAGAAGGUUGAACAUGACCUCGUGACUGAGUUUCAUGCACCCCAGAAGCAAAUUGGUCUCUAUAACCCCGACUCAAAUGGAGAAGAGAAAACAGAAGAGAAAACGAAGAAACCUGCGGCUCAUGUUCUCGGGCGCAUUGUGCAUCAACCGUCCCAAAUGACUUUGCGAUGGGAACCGAAAGCAGGCCAGGCCUUCACGUCCGGGGAGGUCGCUUACAAAAUCGAAGACGGCGCCCUGCAGGUCAACGAGUCGGGGCUCUACCACGUUUACUCUCGAGUGGAGCUGAUCUUCAAGAACUGCCACCCCACGUCCUCGUUCGAUCACGUCGUGUUUGUGAGGCGAGCGGGACAGUCCAAACUCCUGACUCUGAUGGAAGCCCACAGGUCGGGUUUCUGCGUCCAGAAACCCAACAGCCCGUGGACUGCAGAGAACUACCUCGGUGGCGGCCUGCAGCUGAUGAAGUUCGACAGGGUUUACGUGAACGUGUCGCACCCGACCUAUCUCAGCCACUCACAUUAUGGCAACUUCUUCGGUCUGUACAAGAUCUGAAGAGUUUCGAUUGUUUCAGCUCUGCUUCAUUGUGCCGUAGUUUUGCUCUGAAUCAGGAGGAAAGCUUACUCAUAACUUCCACAAAGAGAUCCUUUGAUUGUUUUUUGUUUUUUUUUAUCUGUUAUACCUGGACUAAAUAUAUUCUGUUUUGCAAUAUAGAAACCCAAAGAUGAUGGUGCACUUUUUUUGUUCACUGGCAGCUCAAAGCAAAACAGCACAGAGAAAUAAACAGCAUUUUUACACCUCAGUUUUUUGCUUUCAUGAAAAAUGUCGAGUUAGUUGACACUAAGAUGCUGAUUUAGUUGUAGCAUUUUCAGUAUUUAUUUUUGUCUGUAUGCCUGUAAUGUAGGAUGGGUGUUUUUUUUUUCUUUAAAUAAUAAUAAUAAUAAUAAUAAAUAAAGGAAUGUAUUAAGCAGAUUUCUGUGUGUUGAAGCAAAAGUAAAAUGAUGAAUGUUUUUUGUGAAACUGUUUCAUAAUUGAGUAUAGUCUGCCUUGGGAGGAACACCCACGCUAGUUUUGAUUAUGACCACUGGAAAGUAUUUGCAUAAUUCUGCUGAUUGUAAACUUCACUAUCAUAGAUUCCUCUAAGACAGAGAGGCAGCAAUGUCAGACUCAAACAUUUUUCCAUGUGAAUUUGUAAUUAAAUGACUUAUUCAUAGAC
This is a messenger RNA of Xiphophorus hellerii (green swordtail), 3295 nucleotides long. It is a transcript of the gene faslg, whose product is annotated as Fas ligand (TNF superfamily, member 6). Gene Ontology annotation, cellular component: membrane. Lineage: Eukaryota; Metazoa; Chordata; Actinopteri; Cyprinodontiformes; Poeciliidae. The coding region runs from base 1813 to 2634 and encodes 273 amino acids. Gene Ontology annotation, molecular function: tumor necrosis factor receptor binding. Gene Ontology annotation, biological process: extrinsic apoptotic signaling pathway via death domain receptors; positive regulation of canonical NF-kappaB signal transduction; immune response. The transcript is spliced from 4 exons. The record is from RefSeq and is a predicted model, not a curated record.